CGAUGCUCACGCGGGCUUGUCCGUGGGACCUCUGACACUGUUGAACUUACCUGUUGGUUCACGCAAUGCCCAAUCAGGCAGCGUAACUCCCGAAACCGCUACUGGGAGUGCGAUGGCGAGGGAGAUGGCAUGACUUACUGCUUCUGCGAUGUAUCGACACGAACAACGAGCGUGAGUGGAUUCGUCGUGAACCCUUCUGCAUACUUUCAUUUCACUUGUAUCAGACUUGCCGUGCCACCCGAAGGAACGUGGUACUGCGAUGCUUGUAGGGCCAGGCAGAAGAAUGCGAAGCGUGGUGCACGGGGAAACGGGAAAUCCGUCACGGAUGGUGGCAAUUCGCCUUCUGGUGGCAGGAAAAGGUUACCUGGACGUCACUCGGACCUCGGUCGGCUAUCGAUUAAUUCCAGUUGGUACACGCUAAAUAAUUAUCACACACGACGCGCCAUUCCCAUAUGUAGACCAGAAGCCCUCGUCAACGUGACAUGGCAAGCGUUCUGCAUAAUGGAGGCAUCCACAAACACAAUAUUUGUAAGGCGUCUCCCAAGAAUAGUGGAAUAGUUAGCAACUUAUGAAGAGAGAACAGACACCGGCACACAAUAAAAACAGAAGCAUAUAUGUAGUAUGAUCGGCUCAACGUCUUUUGGUUCCCCUCGUAUCGUCCAAGCCUGGUGAACUACGCCGCUUCCUGUUC
Messenger RNA from Pisolithus orientalis, 691 nucleotides. RefSeq lists its product as uncharacterized. The transcript has a single exon. Lineage: Eukaryota; Fungi; Basidiomycota; Agaricomycetes; Boletales; Pisolithaceae. Bases 130 to 558 code for a protein of 142 amino acids. The record is from RefSeq and is a predicted model, not a curated record.